Messenger RNA from Apis mellifera (honey bee), 2743 nucleotides. RefSeq names its product sensory neuron membrane protein 2. Gene Ontology annotation, cellular component: cytoplasm; membrane. Lineage: Eukaryota; Metazoa; Arthropoda; Insecta; Hymenoptera; Apidae. Gene Ontology annotation, molecular function: scavenger receptor activity. The record is from RefSeq and is a predicted model, not a curated record. The coding region runs from base 16 to 1401 and encodes 461 amino acids. The transcript is spliced from 7 exons.
AAAUUAGGAUAAAUAAUGUGGUCUUAUCAAGUGUGUGCAAUAAUUUGUGUUAUUUUUGGUAUAUACGCGUGUAUAACAAAUUUGUUUUCAGACGGAUUAUUCAGCAUUAAAAAUGCUAUACUUAAGAAUUUACCACUCAUUAAAGGUAAAGACAUGUACGACGAGUGGAUAUUACCUGUAAAUUUAAUCUUUAAAUGUUACUUCUUUAAUGUUACGAAUCCUGAUGAAGUGAUGGAAGGGAAUAACCCAAAUCUGGUUGAAUAUGGUCCAUUCACUUACAGAGAAGUAUUCGAAAAACAAAUAGUGGAUGUGGAUGAAGAACUUGACGAAAUUAUCUAUGAUGUAAAAUCAACAUUCACUUUUGACAAAUAUGCAAGUUUGAAUAUAUCUAAACGUGAUACAGUUACUAUAUUAAAUCCUGCAUACAUUGGAACUAUAUCGAUGGCAAGUAUAAUUGGAUUAACCACUUUACCUCCAAGUUAUAUAGAAAAAUUUGGUAAUAAUAUACCGAAAUUAUUUCCAAAUCGAAGCAGUAUUUUUUUAAAAGCUAAUCCUAAAGAAAUACUUUUUGACGGAGUUAAACUUACAUGUAAUGAAAGAAAAUUCCCUGAAUUGAGUACGAUAUGCAAAACACUGAAGGCACUUCGAUCACCUGUCUUAAAAGAAGGCGAAAAGGAAGGCGUUUAUUAUCUUAGUAUUUUUCAAAGAGUCAAUGGUACUAUUCGAGGACGAUUUUCUGUUAACAGAGGUGUUAAUAAUAUAAGUGAAUUAGGUAAUAUAGGAUCUUAUAAUGGGAGAAGAGUGCAAACAAUAUGGAGAACUGAAAAAUGUAAUACAGUAAGAGGAUCUGAUACAAUUACUUGGGCACCAUUAAUAAAUCCAAUGCCUUCAGUUUUAUCAUUUAUACCAGAUCUAUGCAGAAGUAUAGAAGCGGAUUAUGAUAAGGAAGUUUCGAUAUACGGUUUAAUCGGAUCCCGAUUCGUCAUGAGAGAAAGAACCUGGUUCCUAAACCAAUCUCAGUGUUAUUGUUUGGAAAGAAACAAAGUACCAAAUUGUUUGCCGCAGGGUUUAAUCGAUGUCUCAGAUUGUCUGGUAAUGCUACGUUACGUUAUGUUGCAGAAAGUACCGAUAAUCAUGUCAGAACCUCAUUUUUUACACGGUGAUCCGCAACUCUUGAUGUAUGCACUUGGCUUAAAUCCGAGUGAAGAUUUGCACGAGACAUUUAUCGUUAUAGAACCAUACACUGGGACGCCUCUUUCCGGACAAAAGAAAAUACAGUUAAAUUUGAAAUUGGAAAGACAACCAGUCGAUUUGCUUUCAAAUAUCAGCGAGGGAUACUUUCCUCUUCUGUGGUGCGCGAACGUAAGAAUCUUUUCGAAAAUUAUCAAACUUCAAUAUUAACAUAAGAUAUGAAGACGACGAGAAGGAUAUUUAUAUCAAUUUUAUAACAUUAUUUACUAUUAAUUUAAUUCAAGUACUUUAUUCUUUUUCUUAAAAAGGAGAGAAAACUUUGAUCUUUUGUCGUCGUAAAAUUUUUUCAAAAUUUUAGCAAAACGAUCGAAUAUCGAUUAAUUUAUUUAUUGUUAUAAAUAGAACCCUCUUGCUCGUUUAAUCUUACGUUAUAAUUUCAAAAAUUCGUAAAUAUUUCAUCGGUGCACAACAAAUUUUCAUACGUUUGAUAACGAAAUAUGUGAAGUAAAUAUAGAAAAUUAGAAUUGACAAAUUAUCGUGCGAGAGAGUUCAAAUAUCAAUUUAUAAGUACGAUCUUUUCUUUCUCUAAAUCAUACAUAAAAAUGCGCGCUAUAAUAUGAUCACAAUCUUUCUCGAAUAUCGACAAACGAACUAAGAUGGCUAACAAAUAUUCUUUUACAGGGAAAUACGCCAGAUUUAUCCGUUAUAAUAUUAACGUUUCAAUUACUCCGUCUUGUAAAACUCAUCAAAUUCAUAGACGUGAUUCCUUUGAUAAUUGGAAUUCACAUGACUAUCGUGGCUAUGCUUUACUGCAAUUGUAAAAAACGCAAACAGCAACCAACAAUUUCAAUCGCAGAUUCAUUAUUAAUAUCAUCGAAUUCGAACAAUGCACAGAGAUCUACAUAAAUCGCGUGAUUUCAAUGAUUUCAAUGUUCGCUAAUUAACAAUAACAAUGACGCAAAUAGUGAGUGAGUAAGAUUAUGGUAUAUCUGCGCCCUCUUGCGCAAUAAUUUGUGAAAUUUGUAAAAUUUAUUUCGUAUAAUUUCGUUUCUAUUAAAUUUUUUUAUUUUGUGGCAUGAAAAUUAUUUACAAGUAACUUAUCAUUUAUUUAAAUUUUGCUAAAAAUAAUAUCAGUCUUAUUGUUCAAGAGGGUUUUGAUAACAUUUCCAUUUCCAUUAUUUAAAACGUUAAAAAUAAUUUGGAAAAUAAUAUUAAAUAAUUAAAUGAUGAUGAUCAAAAAUAUUGUUUGUCGAGAAGAAUAUUCAAUAUGUACAUAUCUCUUAUUUCUUAAUUAUUUAUAAUUUUUUUAUCUCCUAAUCUAGCCUCACUAUUAAUAUUUAAUAUAUGUACAUAUUUCUUAUUCAUAUUAUAAAAAAUUUAGAUAACAAAAGAUCUGUAAUAACUUGAAUUCAAUAUUUAGAAGUUACUUUUUAAAAAAAAAAGAUACAGAUACAGAUUUUUGCAGAUUUUGCAACCAUAAAAGCAUCGAUUUUAUCAAUGAAGAUAUAUCCAGCACAUUUUUGCACAAUUUAAAAAUUUAAAAAAAAAAAAA